Molecule: messenger RNA, 2220 nt
Organism: Nelumbo nucifera (sacred lotus)
Lineage: Eukaryota; Viridiplantae; Streptophyta; Magnoliopsida; Proteales; Nelumbonaceae
Product: protein kinase STUNTED-like
Biological process (GO): protein phosphorylation
Molecular function (GO): ATP binding; protein kinase activity
Source: RefSeq, a predicted model, not a curated record
AAAAAAAAAUCAACAGACAAUGGCCAAAUGUAAAUGAAUGGGAUAGGAGAUAGAGACAGACAUGGGGAUGUGACAAUCACGAUAUUCUCCAUUAUGCAAUAGAAUGGUGGUUUCAGAAUAUCAUCAGGACCAAUUACACAUUAGCAAUGGUCGUCGGAAGUCCGAGUAUGGACCGCAGAAUCUCAUCAAUUCUGGGAAGCAAGAUGGCGAAGAAGAAGAGGAUGGUCGUAGUUGGUUUGAAAUCCCAUAACCGCAGUAGAGAAAUGCUUCUGCGUCUACUCACCAUGGUUGUUGACUCUGGGGAUACCGUGCUAGCUGUUCAUGUGCAGGAACCAAAUGACAACUUCGACCCAAAUACCUUUCACAUCCAUGAAGAUCUCUGCAAAUCAAAACAGGUGGAUUUUCAAGUCAAGAUCUCUGCUGGAGGAGACUCAUUCAUAACCAUUUUAACACAUCAAGUAAGAGUCCACUUUGCAACGACACUCGUCCUUGGAUGCAGCAGCCCACGGCCCAAUGACUCCAUUGUUUCUUCUUGCUUGAAAAGAUUGCCUCCCACUUGUUCCCUUCUGAUCAUGGACAACGGAGGGAGAGUUCUCAUUCAGCAACCUGGGACAUCACAACAAGGAUCGACGAUUCAAUUCCAUCAACCUUCUGUGGUGCCAUCUUUGCCAACACAUACUUCUGCUGCUGCUAACCAAUCAGAAACCAUUCAUCAAUCUAUAAAGCCAUCUGCCCCAUCUUCCUCAACAACGUCAUCACCGGUACAAGCAAACACAGGUGUUGGCAAUGUCUCAAACGUAAUGCACUUCUCCGAGAAUAUGGAACAGAUCCAUCUCAAGAGAUUGGAACAGCUAGACGUGAAGGGAACCACCAAGCGGUUCACUCCACAAGAGUUAAGCUGUGCAACCAAUAAAUUCGUCCCUCAGAUGUUGAUUGGUGAGGGAGGCCAUGGUAAGGUUUACAGAGCCAACCUUGAAGAUGGUCGGACUGCAGCUGUGAAAGUCCUCAAGACGACCGAGAGAUCAGGUGAGGAGCUUAUAAAGGAAGUGGAGAUGCUGAGUAGGUUGAACCACGAGAAUAUAGUUGGGUUCUUUGGGUACUGCUAUAGCAAGGAUAUGAAAGCAAUGGUGUAUGAUCUUCUUCAGGAGAGCUUAAAGCACAAACUGAGACAGCUCGGAUGGAGUGAGAGGAUGAAAGUUGCAGUUGGAUUGGCAAAAGCACUUGACUACCUUCACCAUUCUUGUUCCCCUCCCAUCAUCCACAGAGAUGUGAAAUCGUCAAACGUCCUCCUCACCCAACACUGCCAGCCCCAGCUAUCAGAUUUUGGAGCAGCGGUGGUAUAUCACCAAUCUCUGAAACCUUCAGCAAACAUGAAACCAUUCCAUGUGGUUGGGACCUUCGGAUACCUGGCCCCAGAAUACAUGAUGUACGGCAAGGUCGAUGAGAAGAUAGAUGUUUACUCAUACGGUGUCGUGCUCUUGGAACUCAUCUCUGGAAAAGAGGCCAUCCAGACAAGUCAAGCGACUACUCAUGAAAGCUUAGUACUCUGGGCAAGGUCGCUGCUCAGCCGUGGGCUUUGUGAGCGACUAAUAGAUCCCCAGCUGAAUGGAGAUUAUGAGAAGCAGGAAAUGGAGAGGAUGAUGACUGCAGCCCGACUCUGCCUUAUGCAUUCGUCUUCUAGGAGACCAACCAUGAAAAUGAUUCUGAAGUUGUUAGAGGAGCCAGAAUAUUGGGUGAAGAUGCAAAGGGAGCGAGAAGAGUUCAUUAACAGAAACAGCUUCAAAAGGGAAUCAAGGUUGCGGGGACAUUAUGAGUUCACCAUUAAUGAAAUCCCGCUUAUUGAGGAUAUAUGAUUUUAUCUUUCCUCUCAUAUUACCAGUCAUCAAUUAUAUACAAGGGAAUAGUAUACUACUAGCAGGCAAUCGGAAAUCCAUAAGGUGUGUUGCACCACUGCAACGCACUAAAAGAUGCUAUGGGAACCAUGGAAUUAAUGGGUUCCACUCUGUCCCUUAGCACGUUGCAGAGGUGCAAAACUCCUGCUAUAGAUAUGAUAAAGAUACAAGCAAAACACUGAGUUAAACUCAGAACAGGGAACCAAUAUUUGUCCUACUAGUAAUGUAAAAUUUAGUUUUGUGUGUUCUUGACUGUAAUUUUAAGCAUAUUUAAUACAAUAAAAUAUCCCAGUGAUCAUAAAUCAAGAAUUUUCUUUAAUAAAAUAGC